Molecule: messenger RNA, 2684 nt
Organism: Daphnia magna
Lineage: Eukaryota; Metazoa; Arthropoda; Branchiopoda; Diplostraca; Daphniidae
Product: MAGUK p55 subfamily member 7
Exons: 11
Coding region: 171-1955 (594 amino acids)
Cellular component (GO): cell-cell junction; plasma membrane
Molecular function (GO): protein binding
Source: RefSeq, a predicted model, not a curated record
UUGCAGCCAUUACAGAAUUUCGGUACUGUCAAAGUAGAUUGAGAGGGAAGGGAAGCCUGAAGGAUAUUUCGGCUGGAUGUGUUUUGGUUUUGUUUUCCACCGUAUUGAUGGACCGUUAACGUUAAUCUUCGACACCAUUGGAUAAACUGACGUUAGCUUUUUGGCGCAAAAUGACGUCCCUCCCGAGUGAAGAUUUGUCCAGACUGCUAGCUACGCUACAUCAGACUAGAAGUGGCGAUGAUCUACAAGAAAUAAACUUCCUCAACCAGGUUCUCACUUCUAAAGGCAUGACCAACUUGCUUCGGGUGCACAAGAAAAUUAGUGCCAUAGUGGGGAAGCCCCACUCUGCCUCAGAUACCAAUGGCACCCUGGAAUAUGAACCUGAGAUGAUUGUUCCUAUAGUCUCAAAUGUAUUCCACAUCUCCUGUGAAGUGAUUGAAACUCUUCAGAGCUUUGUGCAACGGAGUGGAAGCAGGGACUCCAGGGAACUUAUUUUGUUGCUGCAGCGCCCAGCUUUUCAAAGUCUGCUCUUGGUCCAUGACACCAUAUCUCAGAAAGAUUAUGUACCCAAAUUACCUGAACCUCCAUUUAACACUGUUGAUGAGGAUGAAGAAACCAUCAAGAUUGUUCAACUUGUCAAAAGCAAUGAGCCAUUGGCUCAGACGGCUGAGCCCAUUGUGGGAGCGACGAUCAAGACGGACGAGCGAACGGGAAAAAUUGUCAUCGCCCGCGUGAUGCAUGGCGGUGCAGCGGAUCGGUCGGGAUUAAUCCAUCCAGGGGACGAAGUUGUUGAGGUCAAUGGUAUCGAUGUAUUGGGCAAAACGCCCAACGAUGUUCUCGAGAUUCUCCAAAACGCCGAAGGAACCAUCACAUUCAAAUUGAUCCCGAGUGAAAGCCAAAGGCCAUCUAGGGAGAACCGCGUCAGAGUUCGAGCACUUUUUGAUUUCACGGCUGCCCUUGAUCGAUACAUUCCGUGUAAGGAAGCCGGGCUCGAUUUUCGAAGAGGAGACAUUAUUCAUAUCGUUAGUCAGGACGAUCCUUACUGGUGGCAAGCGAGGCAUGAAGGCGAUAAACAGAUGCGCGCUGGAUUAAUUCCUAGCCGCAUGCUGCAGGAGAAGCGCAUCGCUUAUGAGAGGGCUCACUCGGCUAACAAUAACAGCGAUCAACAAGAAAUAGGUUGCAGUCGAGCACGUUCAAUUGGCUCUUUCAAAAGCGAAAAGAGCAGCCCCACUCAAAAAGUCAUGUACGCUCUGGCAGAGAAUGAAGAUUUCGAUCGGCAAGAAAUUGUCACUUACGAAGAAGUGGCCCGUCUGAUGCCCUACCCAGCUGUUCCUCGGCCGAUUGUCCUCAUCGGCCCGCCGGGUGUUGGACGCAACGAGCUAAAACGGCGUCUCAUCGCACUUGACCCCGACAAGUUUAGAACCACCAUCCCAUAUACUUCACGAUUGCCGAAACCGGGCGAAGCGGACGGAGUCGACUAUCAUUUCCUCGAUCGACAGCAGAUGGAACGCGAUAUCGACGAUGGCCUUUUUGUAGAAUUCGGUGAAUACAAGGGGAACUUGUACGGGACGGCCAAUCGAAGUAUCAAGGAAAUUAUCGAACUCGGUUACACUUGCAUCCUGAAUCCGCAUCAUCAGGCAUUGAAAACAUUGAGGACUGGCGAAUUCAAGCCGCACGUUGUCUACAUCAAACCGCCGGGAUUCAACGUUUUGCGUGAAACACGUUCAGCUGCUUACGCUCGGUCGACGUUCGAUGAGAAUUCUUCACGUGGUUUCACCGACGACGAACUCGCCGAAAUGAUCCGCAGCGGCCAGCGGAUCGAACUUCAUUACGGCCACCUCUUUGACGACGUUAUCGUCAAUGGCGACCUGUCGACGGCCUUUGAGCAGUUGCUCGUCGUCGCUCGUAAACUGGACACCCAAGCCCAAUGGGUUCCCGUUUCUUGGGUCGUCUGACCUCCUCGACUUCUCUCUUUCUCCCUCUCUCUCUCUCUUUCUUAAUCUCUUUGAUUCAUUAGGCAUUCCCUAAAUCUAAAUCAUAAAUCUUAAAAAAAGAAAAAAGACAAAGACAUUCGUAACAUUUUGCCAAGGAAGAAUUUAAAUACUCUCGCGAGUCGGGAUAGGUCUGUUAGUUAAUUUUAUAUACAAAUAAUUGUUAACCCUGCCAUUUCCCCGUCCUUUAAUUGUUUAUUUUAUUAUUUAUUCGAGCCCAAAGUUUUCAGAAAGCUCUGCCAUAUUAUCCGCCCUCCUCCAAGUUUUGAUUCCGUGCAGCAGAAACUCAAGUAUAACAAGAUAAUUCACACAAGUUCUAGUCGCCGUUGUCUCUCUUUGACUCCCAUUUCUUUUGUUGCCCGACUCUGCAUUUUUCCAUCAGAUUUCUGAAUAUGUGUGUCUAACUCUCGAGCGAUCCCUUAUAUUUUAGAAAUCUCAUUUCAACUAAAAAUCAAUAUUAUUUCAUUUCAGUUAUUUAUAGUUUAAAAAACUGAAUUGUUUGUGACGUUUCCCUUGUGGUCAGUAUGAAAUCCCAGUAUGAAACCAAAUUAACCCAAAAAAGAAAAUCAAUUCCAUGUCCCCCUUUUCUCACAUUAUUCUAUAGCUGCGCCCCUCUUUCAUUCUAUUAUGACUGCCCCCUGUCAUCUGUAUCAUUUGCGCCAUUACCCAUUUAAUGUAUAGGAGAUUGUCAGA